Messenger RNA from Mugil cephalus (flathead mullet), 1744 nucleotides. RefSeq names its product CDGSH iron sulfur domain 2 (gene cisd2). The transcript has 3 exons. Bases 16 to 705 code for a protein of 229 amino acids. Gene Ontology annotation, biological process: regulation of autophagy; autophagy of mitochondrion. NCBI's taxonomy places the organism in Eukaryota, Metazoa, Chordata, Actinopteri, Mugiliformes, Mugilidae. The record is from RefSeq and is a predicted model, not a curated record. Gene Ontology annotation, molecular function: 2 iron, 2 sulfur cluster binding. Gene Ontology annotation, cellular component: intracellular membrane-bounded organelle; mitochondrial outer membrane.
AUUUCCAUGUAGCACAUGAAAGAGCAGAAGCCUCCUUCUUCUUCACGCCAAAUUCAAGCUGUCCAAUCAGGAACCACCAACUCCUCCGACGGUGAUUGGUCGAACGCUACCGUCACAUGUCACUGCAACGUGUAUUCACCUACUCGCUUACGCAGUUUCUCGGGUCGCGUCCAAGUAUCGCGGGAGGAGUUUACGUACCGGCGGCCAGCUGCGCUCAGAAAUGAACGCAAAGACAGAAACGAACCCCAGGAACCAUCCCGAGUGAUUCACAGAACCUGCCCCACGCAGCAAUUCAAGAUGGUCCUGGAAGCUAUUUCAAGGAUAAUAAAAGUCCAGCUUCCAGCUUACCUCAAGAGGCUUCCGCUCCCGGAGACGAUCGGCGGAUUUGCAAGGUUAACAGUGUCCGAGUGGCUCCGGUUGCUUCCUCUCCUGGGUAUCCUGGCUCUGCUGGGCUACCUGACCAUUCGCCCGUUCCUGCCAAAGAAGAAGAAGCAGAGGGACAGCCUGAUCAACCUGAAGAUCCAGAAAGAGAACCCGAAAGUGGUCAAUGAGAUAGACAUCGAGGACCUGAACAGCGCAAACGUGUGUUACUGCCGCUGCUGGCGCUCCAAAACUUUUCCUGUUUGUGACAAGUCACACUUAAAGCACAAUGAACUAACUGGAGACAACGUGGGACCGCUCAUACUGAAGAAGAAGAUCCUAUAAUCGACCACCGACGGGAGGUUUCCUCUAACCAGUUUGCAGACUGCUGUCUCGGGCUUCUCUUGGUGUCAUGUUUGCAGUUGGGAAGGUUUUCUGUUUCGUUCUUUAUGGUCCCUCUGUUAACAGAAAAGCUUUUUUUAUAGGACUGUUUAAUCUGCUUUACUCAUGAACCAGUCUUUUGGAAUAAGUUAGAAACCACUGGGACCACUCUGAGGGAAAACUUGAAACAUUUGGAGCAUAACUGCAGUGACUUUAUGAUGACUUCCAGUAACCUGCACCCAUCACGGGAAAGGGUUUCCUCCCAGUUAAACGGCUGUAUAAAUGAAACGCUUAAUACUAGUCCGUAAUUAACAUUUUGUACUGUACGUCCUCAUUGUGGACAGUUCAUCCUCUUUUUAUAUAUAGCUUCUUUUCUGCUGCUAGUGCCAAAUAUUAACUCACUGUCUCCACUUUAAGGAUGUGAAAUAUUCUCUUCUAAGUUAUUGCGUGUAUGGGAGGCUACUUAUUGUUAUUCUUCAAAAGUGUUUAUUCACAGCCUUUAACCAUUUGAGUUUUACAUUUUGCAUUCAGUUCUUAUGCCUUCAGACAUUUCAAACCACUGAGUAAUAUCCAGUUAUGUGCAGUUGUGACCUCCUUGCUAACCUGUUGAGGUCUGAGGUCUUUUUUUUUUCUGUGUACUACCACCUGUGUCGUCAUAAUCACUGUAUAUAGCUUAUUUCUGGCAUAUUUCCCUUAUAAUUCAAUAAUAUUGCAUAUCAUUAUCUGUUCUGUACUUCCACGGUGAUGCGGUCUACAACGCAUAGAACUGCGUUCAUGAAUUGGUGUGAGUCAACGGCUCAUUCGUACAAAUGUAAAAAGAAAGAAAUGGUUAGCAUCAGCGGUUUUUAGCCACGAGCUGCUUGCUUUUAUAUCUGGAGAAUAUUUCAUGUUAUGUUCAGUUUAAACGUGUGUAAAUGAAUGACGAGGAAACUGAGCGUAUUACUUUGUGUCUGCUCAUCAGUUCUAUUGAGUAAAAUAAAUGAAUCGAAAGUGAGAACCACCA